AUGACAACGGCUUUAUUUAUCGGAAAACCAUUCGAAAGUGUUGCAGUACAAACUCUUGUUCUUAUUUUUGUAGCAUUUUUAUGGGGUAUAACCAAUCCCUUUUUGAAAAUUGGAGCGGAAGUUUCAAAAGAAAAUAAAAAACCUUGCCGAAGUAAAAUUUUUCGGAUUGUUUCGGAACUUUUUGGUUUAUUUACGACAGUUGAAUACCUGAUUCCUUUUCUUAUAAACCAAACUGGUUCAAUAAUAUACUUCAUUAUUCUCAGUAAGGCAGACCUUUCCCUUGCAGUUCCUAUAACAAACAGCGCAACUACAGUUUUUACUCUUCUUAGUGGCCGUCUCGUAGGUGAAAGAAAUCCUUCAAGAAGAACACUCGCGGGUUUAUUUUUAAUAACUACUGGAAUAUUUUUAUGUGUAUUUAGUAAAUUAUAAUCGAUAAUAACAACCUAUAAAAAUUAUAUGGCAAUACAAUAAAAGUCCAGCUUCCUGUUUAAAUAA
Zophobas morio is the source of this 495-nucleotide messenger RNA. RefSeq names its product transmembrane protein 234 homolog. The record is from RefSeq and is a predicted model, not a curated record. The coding region runs from base 1 to 429 and encodes 142 amino acids. The transcript is spliced from 4 exons. NCBI's taxonomy places the organism in Eukaryota, Metazoa, Arthropoda, Insecta, Coleoptera, Tenebrionidae.